This is a messenger RNA of Cydia fagiglandana, 7975 nucleotides long. RefSeq names its product zinc finger and BTB domain-containing protein 7A-like. Bases 302 to 2467 code for a protein of 721 amino acids. The record is from RefSeq and is a predicted model, not a curated record. Gene Ontology annotation, cellular component: nucleus. Gene Ontology annotation, molecular function: protein binding; DNA binding. The transcript has 14 exons. Gene Ontology annotation, biological process: regulation of transcription by RNA polymerase II. NCBI's taxonomy places the organism in Eukaryota, Metazoa, Arthropoda, Insecta, Lepidoptera, Tortricidae.
UAUUACAAGAUCAAAGUAUAAUAAUAAUUCAUCUUAGAAUGUGUGCGUGUAGUCUACAAAAUUAAAGUUGUGUAUAUUAAUUACGGUAUAAUAAAGCAUGCGGGGGGCGAGGGGGCGCGCCGCGCUCUCAUAUUCCGUAUAUUGAUUGUGUGCGAGGGGGCCGGGGCAAGGAGGGGGCCACGGCGUGCCCCACUCUGUUAUUUUACGACACGGCUUUCUGUGUAACAUAAUUUUAUUUAAUUUUGUGAAAUGUGUCGGUGUUAUUUGUGAAAAAUCGGGAAGUCGGAAGUGUGAAUUCGAGAUGCAGGGGCUGGUGAGCGACAAGACGUUCCACCUCAAGUGGAACAACCACCUGCAAAACCUGAGCCAGCUCUUCACUACCAUCUACUCGUCGUCGGCGCUGGCCGACGUGACCCUGUCCUGCCGGGAUGGCACGCUCAAGGCCCACAAGCUCGUUCUAUCCGCCUGCAGUCCUUACUUUGAACAAAUCUUCAGGGACAAUCCAUGUCAGCACCCGAUUGUUAUCCUCAAAGGAAUUCCGUUCUCGGAGAUCAACCUGCUCGUGGAGUUUAUGUACAAAGGAUCGGUGGAUGUCCAAGAAUUGGAUCUGCAGUCCCUCAUGCACACAGCCUCCGAGUUGGAGAUCAGAGGGCUGGCAUACGAGGCUCGGGACAAUGCUGCGCAGCUGUUGAAUGUGAACUUGGAGUACCCGACAUACUCACAGACUCAAGUGCCUCAGCCACAGCCACAGGCGUUCGCCCAGGCCCGCACUGAUGUUGAACGGCUUAAGCAGAUCCACAUGUACCAACAAUCCAUGAUGCGUUCCGAAGAGAUCCGGCGCCGCCGCCGCGACGACAACCCUGGUACGCAUACGGCGGUCAACAACAUACUCGCCGCAGCUGCUAGAGAGAUGGAGGAGGCGAGACAUGCGACCAGGGGCAACGAGAGGGUUGUGGCCAGCAUACAGACCGAGCUGGAGCAUGCUCUGUCCGCCGCGACGUCCACCCCCGACAAGCAGGACGACGACAGGCCCAAGAAGCGCACCUCCAUCCUGUCGCCCGACGACGACAAGCUACGCGCCAAGAAGAAGAUGACCGUCCGCUUCCAAGACGACAAGACUGACGAACGCCCUAACAAGGUUAAUUCGCCGGGGGCAGCCUCCAACCAGGACGAUCCGAAGCCGGGCGGCAUCAAGGUAGUGCAGCUAUCCGCUCUGCAGAAGCCCACCAACAACGAGCAUGACGAUUCUGAUGAGAAAGCCAAGAAUAUGGAUGACGACGAAGAAACUGAUUCAAGCGGUUCCAUGUCCGACUCAAAUGCCAACGAAUGCGAGGAAGGGCGCCGCCCUCAUGUCUGCGACGUUUGUGAUCUCAGAUUCCAGCGGUCAUCCCACCUCUCCCGACACCGGCUGACACACACAGGCGAGCGGCCCUUCACGUGCGGCGGCUGCGGCCGCUCGUUCGCGCGCUCCGACAAGCUGCGCGUACACACCAAGAUCUGCGAGCGGGAAGACCCAACCGUCGACAUGGCCAACGAAUCCACCACGACCAAACGCGAAAACAACUCUGAAGUGAUGUCCGGCAUGGUGCGCACCACACACCGGGAGUCCGGACAUCUCGUGUUCACGCCCAGCGGCGACGUCAUGCUGCCGCCCAGGCCGGUGAAGCACGAGCUGGCGGCCGGCGACCUGCUGGAGCCGCCGCGCCGGGGCCGCGGCCGCCCGCGCAAGACGCCGCUCCCGCUCACGCCCAAGAUCAAGAAGAAGCGCGGCCGCCCGCCCAAGACUUCGCUCGACCUGGAGGGCUGCGUGCUGACGGGCGGCACGGUGAUGGGCAACGCGCACAACCUGAGCAACCUGAGCAUGUCGGCGCUGCCGUCGGGCCAGCAGCUGCUGCUGAAGCGCAAGCGCGGCCGCCCGCCCAAGAACUACCUGCUGCCCGCGCGCACCGGUACCGACUUACCGAUGCAGUACAACAUAGCAAUGGACUUGAAUAAGAUUUACGGCCGCCCCAACGAGAACUACAACGCUACCAACCUGCCCUUCGGAGACUUCUCGUAUCUGACCGAAAUGAUGUACAACCCGGCCCUCGCCGCCUACGGUUACGGAGUCACCAGCGUCGACCCUGACCGCAACGUGGACCAGGAUCAGAGCGCGGUCAGUGAAACCUCCCAUGACCGCACUAUAGACGUGUCAGACUCAUCCUCGGACGAAGAAGAAACUUCAAGAGUGGAGCCAGAAGAAAACGUGCCGGCGGUCGGCGUUGAAACGCAAAUCAUGACCGUCGGCGACUGCCAGAUAGUGAAACUCCCGCCUAAUAAUGACGAGCCGAACAACAAAGAAGACAAGCUGGAACAGGUGCAGGAUAACUCCACUAUCGUUCCGGCUUCGACCCCCAGCUCGGUAACGAUCACUCCGAUAACUACGGUGGGGGACUGCACUAUAAGACCGGUAGAGAAUAACACUUAAGUGCGAAUAAUUAAGCGAUGAAAAUAGGUACAGAAUACCUGUUCUUGUUGCUUUUAGCGGAGAAGGAUAAAUAUUGACUGCUAAUCAUGACACAAAGCAAUCUUUAAAGAAUAUUGUAGAUGGCGUCAGUUUAAAGGGUUCAAUUCUGUAAUGUUCUAUCUCUGACUUCUUCGUUGUCUAAAUCUGACGCGCAGCAUUAUAAAAUUGCUUCAACCUCCUAAGUCCCCACGUCCUUUUUAAAGAACAAAAUUUCGUGGAAUUUUGAAAUAUAAUGGAAUAAAAGAAAGUUGAAAAUGGCAAAAAUGACUACGGGGCUUCUAUAUUAUCAGAUUGAGACUUACAAAAGUGAUACUGUCUAGUUAUUUCGAAACUUUGUGUAUGAGCAGUCAUUAUUACCCUUCUCUGUUACACUGUACGCUUACUAUUCAGCUGUUAUGAGCGGCUUAUUGCGGUGGCGUCACAGUAGCCUCGCUCUUUCUUUUACAGCUAGUAAGAGAGGGACGCCAUACUCGGCUAGUGUGAUUAAAGUGAUGCUCCAAAGAUAUGGACGAAAUGUAAACAUUACAUUACUGUUUGACAUAUAACCUCAAAUUUACAGAAACGAUUUUAUAUUAAAAAUGCGUACCGUAACAGGUAGGUUACUAACUUAUAAUGUAUUAUAAGUUAUAACUGUAGGUAUGUGAAAAUAAUCAACUGUUAAUGUUAUAAUAAUCGAUGUCAAACUGAUUUAAAUACAAUAACUUCAGAAAUCAAGAACAAUAUAAAAUGACAAUGCCUGAAUAAAAACCCAACGUCCAUAUACCUAAGCAGGAGAAUGAUUGUUCAAAAAUAAUUAAUUAUGUAUGAAAAUAGCUUGUUUACAUUUUUGUCUACUUCUUUGAACGCCAUUUUACAUAGAAUUUUCGUCUGCAAGUCUUCCCACAUCACAAUAUGUACGACUUAAUUCCUCUGAUGCCGCCGCAAUGACGAUAAAAAAAAAAGAAAAAUGACUGUCGUAAUCUGCAUUUAGAUUAGUGGUGAAAUAAUUUAUUUUGCUGAAAUGAUGAACAGUUGUAAGCUUUACAUGAUUAACCGUGAUACUCAGUUGGGAUCGGCCGUAUUCGUGAACAAGUCACAAACUAGCAAUGUUCUACAUGACGAUUAUGAUGGUGCCUCGGGCCCUGGGUCAUACAACUUACUACUAAAAACGUACUUGUCGCUUUAACUUGCAGACAAAUUUAUAAUUGUACAGUCUGGCUCAAAUAUGUACACAUUUUUUCUCCGUAAUCCGUUGUAUUAAGGUGAAAAGGUGUUUAAAUAUUUGUGACUUGACGUUACGGUAUCUAUUUCUAUAUAUUAAAGCGCAUCAGUCAGAUUCGUGUUACACUAACAUGACAAUAGUAAUCUGACAGUGUCUUUGACAAUAGUCAUCUGACACUGUCUUCAUUAGUGUGAAUUAUUAGUGUCGUUGACAAUAGUCAUCUGACACUGUCUUCAUUAGUGUGAAUUUUUAGUGUCACUUGACAAUUUAGUUUCCGAAAAAAGCCUGAUUAUUUACUUAUUUUAAAGGCGUGUAAUGAAUUGGAAAUUAACAUAUAAAGGAAGUUGUAUGACUCUGGGUUAGUACUUAGCUGUUAAAAGUACAUGGGACACAUAGUUUUAGGAUUAGUUGUAGAAUAAUGAGUUUAUAUAAUAAAUGCAUUAUUUUUCUAAAUUAAAAACGGUAUUCACAUCACAAUACAAACCGGCUCUGAUGAAGUGUUCUUAAAAUUCAUAAGUAUUAAGAUAGAAAUUUAAUAAUAGACUGUUUACUUAUUGAACUCAACGUAAAAACAACCUUACUUCAUUAUGCGUAAGGUUCACAUUUGAAAACCAGCGUUCAGGAAGUAAGCAAUAGAAAAGUAGGUCUACCUCGAUCCAUGUCACUUUAGAAUCUUAACAGUGUUAUAUACCCACCGCAAUAAUUAAAUUAUAUAUAAGUACCUAUACAUGGCUAAUGAUUACUCAUGUAGAACAUUGUACACAAGCAAAGUUAUGUACAGAAUAUUUUGCGAAUAUCUACAUAGAGGCAGCGUAUUUACUACAUAUGUUAUAUAAGUAUAUACCCAAUGUUUAUAUACAAGAUGUGCACUAAUGUUGCCUUGGAUGUUUUCUUUUCGAUGAUUCUUCCAUGUGUGUCAGUACCGAAAGGCUAUAUUACCAUUUAUUGUGGUAGAAUUAGUACCAUUUCAUUCAAAAAUUCCAAUCAACUUACAUAAUAUUUAACUACAGAUUAUUAUGGUCUAAUCAUCCUUACCGAAGAGGUAGUCACGUGGUUAAGUAUAUGUUAUUCUUUCCCAAUAUUUCUUGGGACUUUAAAAGUGGAUUAACUAUAGUUAUUCCACAUUAGCGUUUCUAGUAUCUCUCUUAUUUGAUUAAGACUACGGCGUCUGCCUUCCAUAUGCUAUAACAAGCUCUGUGAAUACUAGUACUGUAGCAGUAGUGUCUUAGAUAAAACUUAUUCUAAAUAUUAACUCAACAACACCACACGAACAAGUGAUACCAUGUUAAGUCUAAACUGGGGCCCUAUUUGAUUUGAAAUAGUAUUUGGUGACAUGGCAACUAUAUCGCUACUUUUAGAAUUCAUUCAAAAUUAGUAAUUUGUUACCCAAAUCGCCUUGGUCAAGUCAAAUUGUACCCCAGAACAUUAUUGUAUGGAUAUUGUAAUAACAUAUAUUUCUUUAAUCGUUUUGCCUGUAAAAGCAAUGAGUAACGUAUCGUAGUCUUAUAUAAUGAUACAUAACGCAAUAUAGUGUAAUGACCGACAUGACAGCUAGCGCCUACUGUCAAACAGUGAUGGCGACUUUUAUUUUGGAUAGAACAAAUCGUACCGUAGUACCUUACUUAUGCGGACUGUGGAAUCGUAAGUACGCUUUAUAUCUGUCAACGUGUUCGCAUUAAAUGUCGAUGUCUUAAAAGUAUUAAUAACUCACUACUUUGGAUUCUCGAUCAUUAUUUUCAUAACUGUACAGUAGAAUAGUUCCUAACAUGUAAUCGAAACAAAAUUAUAACCCUCGACUAGAGUAGAUGAGUAAAUUUAUUUGAAAUCAAUUAUGUUUUAGUUUUAAGUCCUAAUUUUUAUAAUCGAUCAAAUUAUCGUAAUUUUAGUACCUAAUUUACAAUUAGUGAUAUGUCGAAUUGUUUAGGAUCGCUCGCCGAUGCAUUAAGUUUACGGAAGACUGCUCUGAUGUUUUCUAUUAAAGUUAGUUUUCGCUUUUACAGUUGACUGAUUUACUGAAAUCAUUUAUUGGCCUUCAAGAGGCAUUUAACGUGAGUCUCAGACGGCAAGCUAAACUUAUCGAGAUCAUUUAAUAUAGGAAUCUGUAUUUUUAUAAUAAACCUAAGGUAACUUUUAAUUUAUUGUCAUCCGCAAAUGUAACGUAUCCCAUGCCAUAGUGUACUGACGUCUGAAAUUCGUAAUAGCUAUUAAUAAUGGCCUUAUUGGCAAUUUGUGUUGUCGUUAAGUUUUAAGUGUUGAACGGCCGCUGUGUUAGCUUGACCUUGAACGAAAAUGUCAUGACAAUGUGUCAUUUACAUACAUUUAGGUCUAGAAUGCCUAAGCUUCUAACACACUAACCUGACAAUUGUCACAUGACACUGACAAUUUGCUAUCACUAUCAGUGACUCAAUAAAUAAAUGUCAUUCAAUACCUGUCAAUUUCUUAAAUGUUGAAAUCAUUAAAUUACGUUUCAAUGAUAUUGUCAUGACAAUUGUCAGAUAAGUUUUGUAUCACAGACGGCGAGCUUCGCUGAAGCUAGUUGUGAAAUCGCAUUGACGCAUUUAUACCGCGUGUAUUCAAUGUUUGCGAGCACUGGCAAAUAGAGAUACAAACGAAUAGCAGCUUUAUCGAAUGUUUUGAUUAAAAGGCCUGUGCACACCGAGUGCGUGUGCGUAGACGUGCACGUGCGCGUAGACGUGCACGUGCGCGUUGUAAUGUACAGAUCCUUAUGAGAGACGACACACCGCUUGCGUGACGUGUGCGCACGCAGCCGGUGUCUUCUGGCCUUUAGGUAGUUAUGUUGUAUGAUAUCUGGCAGGUUAAGGUCAACAACCGUAUCUCUAUUUUGUGCCAAUGUGACUUUUUUUAUCUCAAUAUCGUUUAGUUGCUAACGUAUGAUUAUUUUUUACGUUGAUUUAUGUACGACUUGAAACUUAUACUUAUGAGAAAGCUUGCUAAUGAAUAGGUACAUUAUGUAUACGUUUGAGCCCCAUUCAUUUCUCGCAUACAACUUCUUUAUUGGAAUGUGUGUAAAUUAUUCAUUAGUAAGUUCGUGUUUAGUUACUAAUAUUUUUAAAUGUUUAGUGUAGUAAUCGAAUCACAAGUGAAAUCAUGUUAAAGUUUAUUUACGAUGGCAAAAUUAUAUAACGGUUGAGGUCUCUACUUGAUGAUAAAUUUACCCCCAAUUGAUGCGAGGACCACCUCAAAUUUAAUCGAAAAAUACAAAAUUAAUCGAUCUAUCAUAGUGCGAUGGAUGUUGUUCGAUACAUCGAUCGUUAUUGAGCGAUAAUAAUAACUUUCAUUUUGUAACACUAAAAACAAGUAAGUAUACAAAUGUGAAUAUAAUUCACAUAAACGCAUAACUCGCCUUUUAGACACUAUUGUAUGGCUUCUCCGUUGAAGAUAUUUGAACACACUCAGCAUCAUAUAGAUAGUGCCAAAAAAAUAUCGCAACACAUUUUUAUGGUAAUAAAAGUAUGUUGUAGUUUAGUCGCUAAGGCUAUCCAUUUGAUGCUGACUGUAUGUACAGUCGCCAUCAGAUAUAUCGGAGCGGGCGAGGUGCUCAAGAAUAUCUAAACACGCACUCUAACGCCUUGACAAUAGAGGCGUGUUCAGAUAGUUGUGAGCACCGUGGCCCCUCCGAUAUGUCGAAUGGCGACUCUACAGUGAGCUGCAAAAGUGCUUACCCACUUUAUGAAUGGAAUAUAUUCACAAUUUUCAUAAGUAUAAGUACUUUUUGUAGCUCGGUGUACAGUCAAGGAAUUUAAAUUCCGACCCAUUUCGUACUUUGUCACAGUGACAAUCAAUAUGAAAGCCGCUAGAGACCUCAUACGGUUGUCACUGUGACAAAGUACAAAAUGGGUCGGAAUUUAAAUUCCUUGACUGUACAUUGGCUUCACAAUAGACCAUCUAGUAGAGACCUCAUAUCACCCGUCCAGACAUUCACGGAUAGUUUUAUUUUGUUAGCUCCUAAUCUACUGGGCGAAGCUAUUUAGUUAUACGUUGAAUGAUUAUAUUCCUGUAUGUGAAAUGUUUACAUUUUACGUUGUGAUCAUGUGAGUGCAAAAUUAUUUUGUUUAGUGACCAUAGUUGGUUCGUCGUAACGGGCAGCGGACAUAAUAUUUUGUUUGGUUCUGCAUAGUCCAUGAGCAGUAUUUUUUAGAUUUAAUCUUUAUUAUAUGAACCUCUUUUUAUUAUUUUAACAAUUAUGAAAUUCAAUCGUUAGUUACUUUCUAACAAUGAAAUAUUUAAUAAAGAAAUUACAAAAUUAA